AUCCUCACCCCCGCCUUCCCGUCGCCUGCCCCCCGUCUCGCUCCCUCACUCGUCGGCCACGGAGCGCAGCGCAGCCGCGAUGAAUACUGCCGACGACUUCGACGACCUCUCACGCGCAUGCUUCACGAUCCCGUGCGGACCCGUGCCGACGCAGGCCGCAUCGUCCAGCAGCGCCUCCGCCUCGCUGCCAGCGGGAGCUUUCCCAUGUCUGUCCGGCUAUGAGACCUCGCCACUGCCGGCACAGCUGCGGCGACAGGCGCAUGCACUGGCUGCCGCCGCGCUGGAUGCAGCACUCGAGCGCACACUCGACGCUCUGUAUGCGCCGCUUCUGGCCGGGCUCAAGACAUGGGCUGCGCCAGCAGCCGAGACGUUCUGGCUGCCCGGCGCAGCGCCGCUGCCGGCUGCUGCGCUGCUCGGUAGCGCACGGCAUGCCUCUCUCCCCGCACGCUUGAGCACGGCGCUGCUCGGCAAGAGCAAAAACAACGUCUUCGUCGAGCUGGCUGCAAGCGAGUACGACUCGCUGCACUCGGCACAGAGCCUGUUGCUGCGCCGCGCUCGGCGAGACAUCACGCUGCGGCGCAACGAGAGCGUCGCUCAGGGGAAGCGCAAGGAGGAGGGAAUCGAUGACCUGCUGCAGCUCGGCAUCGAGACGCUCUUCGUCUCUCUACCUGCGCUGCCCUCGCAUCCGCCAGCUGCGCUACAAGAUCUUCUCACGUCGCUGGCGUCCGCUUCGCGCGGCUCAGGCACACGCGUCUGCCUGCUCUUCUGGCUGCCCUCGGCUCCUGCACUGUCGCAACGCGGCUCGACGAAGGCGAGCGGCAUCGGCAGCCUGGGUGAGGCGCUCCCCCUGCCGGCUGCUGUGCGCAAGCUGUGCGAGAUCCAGUCGUUCACCCUGCCGACGACGAGUGAGACGUGGGACAGCAUCACGCUGCAGCUGCACAUGAACAAGCAUCACGUCCCGCCAAUAUGGCUGGGUCCGACGCUGUGGGAGCAGAUCGAGCGAGGCUUCCACGACGUUGACGGCCGCGUCGAGAGCGUCUGGCGGGCUCUGCAGCUUGCUGUCUUGGAUCACUUUUCGGCCGAUCCGUUCUCAACUCUGCUCUGUAAAAGCAUCCCGCCAGCCGACGCCUUCACGCCUUCAUUCUAUGCUCGGCUGCGCCAGCUACUCCUCAGCGCUGUGGAGAGCCACGGACGCGUGCCGCCGCGGCCAAGCUCUGCGGUAGACUUGCAUCCUCGCGCACACUUCGAGCUGCUGCUCACUUCGGACGAGCAUUUGCUGGCGACGAUGAGCGAGGUAGCUCAGGCGCAGAGAAGCGCGACGCGCACCCGUAAUCUCGGUCUACAAGCUAUCGCAGCGCUGGACUCGAAGCUCGAGCUCGGGCAGGCCGCUCGUCCGAGGCCUGGACAGCUCUGGAGCGCUCUGCUGAGCGGCAGCAUCGCCAGUCUCAUCUCAACAUUGUGCUCUGCCCUGCAUGCCGCCCCUCUCGCGCGGCUGCUCUCGGCGCUGGACGAGCUGGAUGGCCUGAUCCAUCGCGAGCAUGGCCCGGCAUGGCUUUCGCAAGAGGCAAAGGAGUGGCAGGCCAAGCUGGGCGAGCAAAAGGACGAGGCGAUGGACGUUGAUGGCGAAGAGGGGCGCGUUGAGCGCGUUCAUCGCCAGCUCGUACGCGAAGAGAGCCUUUCGGACGCCAAGAAGGAGCUCGUGGCUUGGCUCCGACGCUCGUUGCACACCCUGUGUGUUGCCCCACACGAGCUGGCGUUCGCUGAGAUCUUCGUAUACGACGAUGCAGGCGCCAUCGCCUCGCUGCUUGAGCCGGCGCCUCGGGCGAUCUUGCUCGCGGCACUCAAUGAUCCGUGGGCGUUUCUCGAGUCCGGCCUCUCUUCAGCGGACGACGCGCAGGAUGACGAGGACGAGGAUCGCGCUGCCCUGCAAAGAGCGCAGGCUGUCGCAGACGUGCCCGACGUCUGUCGCGCUUACGUGCUGUACCGCGAUGCCGGCCGGCUGCUGAACCUGGCAGACUGGUACAAUGCCUUCGCGCAGGGCAUCGAGGCACAAGCGCGGCAGCGCGACGGCGCACACGCCGAGGUCGACGAGGACGAGACGCAGGCGCGCUUCGCACAGAGCGUCUCGGAGCUGGCGGCGCUCGGCUUUCUGCGGCGCACAGGACGCAAGCCGGAGCACGUCAGCAAGACGGUCUUCGAUCUGCCGCCGAGCAAAGUCAAGGCCAAGGCUGGCGGCGCUGCGAAGUCACGCGAGGCCUCUGUGCAUGCCUGAUGGAGAAUGUCACCAUUUCGAGAGAGC
Tilletiopsis washingtonensis is the source of this 2299-nucleotide messenger RNA. RefSeq lists its product as hypothetical. Gene Ontology annotation, biological process: DNA replication; DNA replication initiation. Gene Ontology annotation, cellular component: DNA replication preinitiation complex; nuclear origin of replication recognition complex; nuclear pre-replicative complex. The coding region runs from base 80 to 2272 and encodes 730 amino acids. Gene Ontology annotation, molecular function: DNA replication origin binding. Lineage: Eukaryota; Fungi; Basidiomycota; Exobasidiomycetes; Entylomatales. The record is from RefSeq and is a predicted model, not a curated record. The transcript has 7 exons.